Molecule: messenger RNA, 1544 nt
Organism: Papaver somniferum (opium poppy)
Lineage: Eukaryota; Viridiplantae; Streptophyta; Magnoliopsida; Ranunculales; Papaveraceae
Product: 5'-3' exonuclease-like
Exons: 6
Coding region: 26-1147 (373 amino acids)
Biological process (GO): DNA replication, Okazaki fragment processing
Molecular function (GO): 5'-flap endonuclease activity; DNA binding
Source: RefSeq, a predicted model, not a curated record
UUGGUUCCGCGUAGGAAUUACUAAGAUGGUAGUAGAAGUGGCAACAGUAGGUGGAGCAACCAUUGUCGCCCAUCUUCACAAAAAUAAAAAUCAUUCUCCUUCAUUUACUUCCAUCCCAUCUGUUUCUUUGCCAUGCCCAAAUAGAACUACAAUUACUACUACAAGAAGACCCAAUUCCUCCUCUUCUUCUUCUACAUUCUCCACUUCGUCACAAAACCAAACAAGUUGUCGGCAAUUACUCUUAUCACCAAAUACUAACACCAGCAGCAAGCAAGAAAGGGUUUUCUUCUUAGAUGUGAAUCCUCUUUGUUACAAAGGAAGUACACCCAGUUUACAAUCAUUUGCUCAUUGGAUUUCUCUUUUCUUCUCCCAAGUCAGCCAUCGUAGUCCUGUCAUUGCUGUUCUUGAUGGUGACAGAGCAAAUGAAUUCCGAAGAGUUUUGCUACCUUCAUAUAAAGCUCAUAGGAGAAAAUUUUCCAAACAAUUAUCAACAACAAAACGUUAUUCGAGGAUUGUGGAGCCUGAGAGAGAUUCGCGGCAUGUCAUUACGGAGGUCCUACAGAAAUGCAAUGUGCCAGUGCUAAAGAUCGAAGGGUAUGAGGCAGAUGAUGUUGUUGCUACGCUUGUUGAGAAAGUUCUACAGAAAGGGUUUCGGGUUGUUAUUGGUUCUCCAGAUAAAGAUUUUAAGCAGUUAAUAUCUGAAGAAGUGCAAAUUGUCAUGCCCAUGCCAGAAUUCAGCCGCUGGUCUUUUUACACAUUGAAGCACUAUAUGGCUCAGUAUGAUUGUGAUCCAAGCUCUGAUUUAAGUCUGCGAUGUAUUUUGGGUGAUGAGGUUGAUGGUGUUCCUGGGAUUCAACAUUUAGCCCCUGGUUUUGGUCGAAAGACAGCCCUUAAGCUGUUGAAAAAACACGGCUCAUUAGAAAAUUUACUAAAUGCAGCUGCAGUAAGAACUGUAGGCAAACCAUAUGCUCAAGAUGCUCUCACAAAUCAUGCUGAUUACCUGCGGAAGAAUUAUGAAGUUCUUAGUCUAAGGAGGGAUGUGGAUGUUCAGCUUGAGGAGAAAUGGUUGCUGGAGAGAGACGCCAGCAACGACGCUAUUGUCUUAUCCAACUUCAUCAAAUUGUUAGAAGAAACCCGUAAAUGUUAGAAGAACCACGGAAGUUCGAGAACAACACAGGCAUCAUAUAAAGUUGAAGUUGAUUUCUUCAAGUAGUUCCUCGAAAGAAGACGAUCUCAGAUUAUUGGAGGACACAAAGAAUCCAUACACCUCCUCUUGCAAUACCAGGAAUAUUCUGCAGCUUCUGGAGGUCCAAAUGCUUGAUCGUUCCAUGUCAUCUCUGGUGGCUUACCUUCACAUCCACACCUUAUGAGAAAAAAGAGGAACACCAUCAUCCCGUCACUUCUAGAUUUCCAAACUUCCUUGUGUAAUAUUUGUAGACAGAAAGUACGAAGUUUUUAUCCUAUUAUAUUUGUGACUGGGAAGAAUGUCGAUUGUCAUAUCUAAGGAAUGAAAGAUCUUGUGUCUGAAUAUCUUUGUUUCUUAC